GAAAUUUAAUUGCCCGCAUUCGCACAACGACCCGAACCCCUCCCCCUCCUUGUCUUCCUCUCUAUCGCCGUGUUUGCGUGAGUCACCCGGUGGUCAAGAUACUUAUCCGUCAGUUAGUGGCGCGAGCGGCGCCUUGGAGACUCCCUCCUCCCUCUCUGUCUCUACGACCUUUUACCAGAAUGGCCCAACCUUCUGCCCCCCAGAACCCGACUGGUGAGCCUAAGGCUCCCGUCAUCGAUGUCCCUCCUCAGGCCGACGAUCAAUUGAGAAACCAGGAUGCCGCUGCUGCCUCCAAGCCUGUUGAAGGACAGGACCCAUCUGCACCUCCCAAAGUGAAGUCCGAGAAGGAACUGGAGCGUGAACGCCGUAAGGCCGAGAAAGCCAAGAAGUUCGCAGAGAAACAGGCCAAGGCCGCCGCUAAGCCUGCUGCGCCUAAGACUGAGAAGAAGGCCAAGAUUGAGAAAGAGAAGACUACAGAUGCCUAUGAUCCCAAAGUGAUUGAGACAGGUCGCUAUGAGUGGUGGGAGGAACGUGGCUUGUUUUUGCCCGAAUUCGGCCCUGAUGGCAAGGUUAAACCGGAAGGCUACUUCGUCAUACCGAUCCCUCCCCCUAACGUGACCGGUGCCCUUCACAUGGGUCACGCCCUUACCAAUGCGCUCCAAGACACUAUGAUCCGCUGGCAGCGUAUGAAGGGCAAGACAACCUUGUGGUUGCCGGGCAUGGACCAUGCUGGUAUUUCCACUCAGAGCGUUGUUGAGAAGAUGCUUUGGAAGCUAGAGAAGAAGACCCGUCACGACUUGGGCCGUGAAGCAAUGGUUGAGCGUGUCUGGGCUUGGAAGGAUCAAUAUCACGCCAACAUCAAGAAUGCCUUACGGAGAGUCGGUGGAUCCUUCGAUUGGACUCGUGAGGCCUUCACGAUGGAUCCCAACCUGUCUGCAGCUGUUACGGAAACGUUUGUUCGACUUCAUGAAGAGGGCAUUAUCUACCGUGCCAACCGUUUGGUCAACUGGUGUGUGGCCAUGAACACCUCCCUUUCUAACCUGGAGGUCGAAAACAAGGAGGUCGAGGGCCGUACCCUUCUCGAUGUUCCCGGCUACGAAAAGAAGGUUGAGUUCGGUGUGUUGACCCACUUCUGCUACGAGAUCGAUGGUUCCGACGAGCGAAUUCAGAUCGCCACCACUCGUCCUGAGACUAUGAUCGGUGAUAGUGGUAUCGCUGUUCAUCCCGAUGACAAGCGCUACCAGCACCUGAUCGGCAAGUUCGCCCGCCACCCGUUCGUGGAUCGCUUGAUGCCCGUUGUCGCCGAUACGGACGUCGAUCCCGAAUUCGGUACGGGAGCUGUCAAGAUCACUCCGGCUCACGACUUCAACGAUUUUAACCGCGGAAAGGCACACAACCUUGAAUUCAUCUCAGUAUUGAACGACGAUGGUACUUUCAACAGCAAAGGUGGACCUUUUGCUGGAAUGAAACGCUUCGACGCCCGCUACAAGGUCAUUGAGAUGUUGAAGGAGAAGGGAUUGUACGUCAAAUGGGAGCACAACCCCAUGAAGAUCCCUCGGUGCGCCAAAUCCAAUGAUGUCAUCGAACCUAUUCUCAAGCCUCAGUGGUGGAUGAAGAUGAAGGACCUCGCUGAGCCUGCCAUCAAGGCUGUCGAAAGCGGCGAGAUCAUCAUUAGACCAGAGUCUGCCGAGAAGAGCUACUUCCGCUGGUUGAAUAACAUCAACGAUUGGUGUCUGUCUAGGCAGCUUUGGUGGGGACACCAGGCUCCCGCCUAUUUCGUGAAGAUCGAAGGCGAGGAAGGUGAUGACAGUGACGAGAACCUCUGGGUUACCGGUCGCACAGAAGAGGCGGCUCGGGAGAAGGCGGCGGCCAAAUUCCCCGGCAAGAAAUUCACCUUGGUGAGAGACCCUGAUGUUCUUGACACUUGGUUCUCCUCCGGAUUAUGGCCGUUCUCUACCCUGGGCUGGCCCCGUCAGACACAUGAUCUGGAGAAUUUGUACCCUACAUCCGUGCUGGAGACCGGUUGGGAUAUCCUUUUCUUCUGGGUGGCUCGCAUGAUCAUGCUGGGCCUUAAGAUGACAGGCAAGGUUCCCUUCAAGGAGGUGUACUGCCACUCCUUGAUCAGAGAUUCUGAGGGUCGCAAGAUGUCUAAGUCAUUGGGGAACGUCGUUGAUCCUCUGGAUGUUAUGGAAGGCAUCAAGCUGGAAGACCUUCAUGCCAAGCUGCUCACCGGUAAUCUUGCCGAGAAGGAGGUGGCCACUGCAACCAAGUACCAGAAGAAGGCCUUCCCUAAAGGUAUUCCAGAGUGCGGCGCUGAUGCCCUACGGUUUGCUCUUGUGUCCUACACUACUGGAGGUGGUGACAUUGCCUUCGAUAUUCAAGUUAUCCAUGGCUAUCGUCGAUUCUGCAAUAAGAUAUAUCAGGCCACGAAGUUUGUGCUUGGCAAGCUGGGCGACGACUUCAAGCCUCGGCCGACCCCGACAAAGACUGGUACGGAAUCUCUUGCGGAACGCUGGAUUUUGCAUAAAUUCAACGCUGCCGCCAAGGAGAUGAAUGAGGCUCUUGAGCAGCGCGAGUUCUCGGCUUCGGCAUCCAUCGCCUACCAAUACUGGUACAGCCAACUUUGUGAUGUCUUUAUCGAGAACUCCAAGUUCCUGCUUGCGCCCGAAAACCCGGCAGAAGUGCAGCAGUCGGCUAAGGAGACGCUCUACACCGCUCUCGAGGGUGCUCUGACUUUGAUUCAUCCCAUGAUGCCGUUUGUCACUGAGCACUUGUGGCAGCGCCUGCCUCGUCGCCCCGACGACAAUACGAUCUCAAUUAUGAAGGCCAAGUAUCCCGAAUAUAAACCUGAAUUCGAGGACCCUGAGGCUGAAACUGCCUAUGAGCUGAUCCUGAACGCCUCGAAGUCUAUCCGGUCAAUUCUCGCCCAGUAUGAGAUCAAGACCAGGGGCGACAUCAUCAUCCAGACCUACGAUGCCACCAGCUACAAGACCGUCUCGGACGAGCUUACUUCUAUUAAGUCCCUUGGGGGCAAAACCCUGGGCGAGCUCAGCGUGCUGGGCCCGGAGAAUACCAACCCCCCUUCAGGCUGCGUGGUUGCUCCCGUCAGCUCUGAGGCUGCUGUCUAUCUCCGUGUUUCCAAGGAGGUCGCUUUGGAACAGGAGGAGAAGGCGAAGGCUAGUCUCGAGAAGGCACGCGAGACAGUGCGUCGUCAGCAGAAGCUCAUUAGCGGCGCUGGCUGGAAAGAGAAGGCUAAGCCCGAAGUACGUGAAGCUGAAGAGAAGAAAAUGCGUGAUGCUGAGAGUGAGAUGGCUCGUCUAGAGGAACAAAUCCGUGAGUUUGAGAAGCUGCGGCUAGAGUAGACUUAACAUGGCAUUCGGUAUACUCUUAAAGAAGAUAGUGUCAUCUCGAAACAAUAUGAUUUUUUAUUUUUCCCAA
Messenger RNA from Aspergillus homomorphus CBS 101889, 3438 nucleotides. RefSeq names its product valine--tRNA ligase. The transcript is spliced from 4 exons. Gene Ontology annotation, cellular component: cytosol. The coding region runs from base 180 to 3362 and encodes 1060 amino acids. The record is from RefSeq and is a predicted model, not a curated record. Gene Ontology annotation, biological process: valyl-tRNA aminoacylation. Gene Ontology annotation, molecular function: aminoacyl-tRNA deacylase activity; ATP binding; valine-tRNA ligase activity. Lineage: Eukaryota; Fungi; Ascomycota; Eurotiomycetes; Eurotiales; Aspergillaceae.